Paramecium sonneborni is the source of this 1756-nucleotide messenger RNA. The record is from the annotation of a GenBank genome assembly. Lineage: Eukaryota; Ciliophora; Oligohymenophorea; Peniculida; Parameciidae.
AUGAACAAAUAUUAUAUAGAUAGUGGAGAAAAACAAUUCUAAUAAUCAAAUAAAGAAGUCUUGAAAACAUUAGACAUAACUAAUAGGUCAGAGGCAUCUUUAAAAACCUCAGUGGUUUCAUUUGCAUGCGAUCGAGAUAAUAAAUAUGAGAUUGAAGAUUAUAGGACUUAACUUGAAGAAUAAUUAGCUGAAAAUAUUGAAUUGAAAAGAAUGUUAAUGGAUGAGAUUGAAAAAAAUAAAAGGUUAUCAGAUAUCGAUAAAUCGUCUCAAUUUUUAGAUUAAUAAGAUAAGUUUGCAUAAAUACUUAAUAAAAAGGAUAAUGAAAUCAUGAAUUUAAACAAAUUACUUAGACAAUUAGAAAUUGAAGUAUUUAAUUAUUAUAUUUGUAAAGAAUAAACUAUUACAUAAAGAUGAUUAAUUGGAAUCUUCAAGAAGAAUGGAAAAAGAAAAAUAAUUAGAAAAAAGAAUAACAGAAUAUGAAUAAAAAAUAAAUUUAGUCUUAGUUGAAAAUUCAAAAUUGAAUUAAGUAUUUAUAUCACCAUCAAUAGAUUUUAUAAGAAAGAAUUACUCAAAUAGAAAAGAUGAAAUAUUAAGUAGAUUAAUUAGAAAAAGAAAAAGUAUAAAUAGCUGAGAAAUAUGAGAUACUGAUUGCAGAAGCAAAUAAUUUAUCAUCUAGAGAAAAAUGUACUAUAGAGAAAUGUCUAAAUGCAUAGAAGUAUUUUAAUAAUAUUAAACAAUUAGAAAUGAAUUCUAGAAAUAGUUGAACAUUAUGAAUACUUAAAAUAAUUAAAUGACUAAUAUACUUAAUUAAUAGAAGAAUUAGAUUGAAUAAUUGGAACAGUAAAUAGAAGAGAAUUAAGGAUAAUUGGAUAAAAUAAAAAAAGAUUAUGACGAGGAAAUUUAAUUAAAAGAGAAGUUGAUUACACAAAGGGAAAAAGAGAAUUAAGAUUUAAUGGUUAAGUUUAAUGAAUUAGAAAAGAAAUUAGUUUAAUAAAAUUAAUAAAUAACUUUAUUAGAGUAAUAAUUAUAAACAAACAAUGAAUAAAUUGUAAUAGAGGAAAUGUAGAAAUAUUUUGAAGAAUAGUUAGAUUUUAAGGAAAAAGAAUUUGAAGUAAAACACUAGAAAGAAAUUCAAAAUUUAAUGAAUUAAUUGAAUGAGAAUCAAAAUUUUAUUGAAGAAUUAUAAAGUCAUUUAACUGAAAUACAUAAGUAAAUCACAAAAUUUAAAUCAGAGAAAUAAAGUUUAAGAUAAUAAAAUUAAGAAUUACAAUAAUAAGUGAAAUAAUUAUCAUCAGAAAUUUAAUAAAAAUAAGAGAUUAGAUAUUCUUAAGAUUAUAUGUUACCUUAAUUCAAUAUAUCCUGUUAAAGUGCACUUACUGAUCAAUCCUUAUGUGAAGAUAAGUAAAGAUUAAGCAAGUAAAGUCGAUCAUUAAAUAAAAGCAAAGAUACUAUAUAAUAGAAUAAAGAAAAUCAAGAAAAGAAAGAUGCUAAAUCUAAUUAAUGUAUAAAUUAAUUAAAAUAAUAAUCUCAAUAAAAUACAUCAUAUAAAGCAUAAUUCUAAUAAAAAGUUAAGAAAAUCAAUCCUCCAAAUAAGGAUAUAUAUGCACUAGAUACAUUUGGAAAUAGAGAUAGAUCAAUUUCAUGUUUAGAUAUAAUUAAUAAGGGAAUCAAAUUUAGAGAAUCUUCUGAUGAAGAGGAUCAAUCACCCAUAACAUAGUUUAAAUAAUGGAAAUAAUAGAUGACAGUUCGUUAAUGA